Molecule: messenger RNA, 2052 nt
Organism: Megalops cyprinoides (Indo-Pacific tarpon)
Lineage: Eukaryota; Metazoa; Chordata; Actinopteri; Elopiformes; Megalopidae
Gene: trim54
Product: tripartite motif containing 54
Exons: 9
Coding region: 84-1175 (363 amino acids)
Molecular function (GO): zinc ion binding
Source: RefSeq, a predicted model, not a curated record
GAGAGAGGAAGGAGGACACUCAACGGCCAGGUCAGUCGUUACUCAGACGAUUUUCAGAGGAAGGACUGGUCUCAGCAAAGGGGAUGAACUUUGCACUGGGUUUCAAACCGCUGCUGGGGGAGUCUAAUACCAUGGAGAGCCUGGAGAAGCAGCUCAUCUGCCCCAUCUGUCUGGAGAUGUUCACCAAGCCGGUGGUCAUUCUGCCCUGCCAGCACAACCUCUGCAGGAAGUGUGCCAACGACGUCUUCCAGGCCUCCAAUCCGCUGUGGCAGUCGCGGGGGUCCACCUCUGUGUCCACUGGGGGGCGCUUCCGCUGUCCGUCCUGCAGGCACGAGGUGGUCCUGGACCGGCAUGGCGUGUACGGCCUCCAGAGGAACCUACUGGUGGAGAACAUCAUUGACAUUUACAAGCAGGAGUCCACCAGACCAAUCCAUCCCAAGUCCGAGCAGCAGCUGAUGUGUGAGGAGCACGAUGAGGAGAAGAUCAACAUCUACUGCCUGACGUGCGAGACGCCCACCUGUUCCAUGUGCAAAGUGUUCGGCGCGCACAAGGACUGCGAGGUGGCGCCCCUACAGAAUGUCUACAAGAGACAGAAGACAGACCUGAGUGAUGGCAUAGCCAUGCUGGUGGCUGGCAAUGACAGAAUCCAGGCACUGAUUUCACAGUUAGAGGACAUCUGCAAAACUAUUGAGGAGAACGGGCGGCGGCAGAAGCAGCACCUGUGUGACAAGUUCGACGCGCUCUACGCCAUCCUGGAGGAGCGGAAGAAGGAGCUGGUGCAGACCGUCAGCCGGGAGCAGGACGAGAAGCUGGGCCACGUCCGCACCCUCAUCCGUCGCCACGGCGACCACCUGGAGGGCGCAGUCAAGCUGGUGGAGGCAGCCAUACAUUCCAUGGAGGAGCCGCAGAUGGCCGUCUUCCUGCAGAGCACCAGGGAUGUACUCAAGAAGAUCACGGACACCGCCAAGGCCUCCAGCAUUGAGCGGACGGAGCCCGGGUACGAGAGCAUGGGCCACUUCAUCAUAAACACCGAUGACGUGGCUGACAUGCUGAGGACUAUUGACUUCCAGACAGUUUCCCAGGGUGAGGAGGGGGAUGAGGCUUACCUGCUGGAGGAGGGCGCUGAAGAGCAGGCAGCCCAGCCCAGCAUGGGGGCAGAGCCUGGGAGACUCUAACCCACCUGGGCCUCCUCCAGGUCAUUUCCAGGGAGGGCUGGAGACGGGACUUUCAAAGGAGGUUUGACAUAAUCCCAUGAGCACAACCAGAUGCUUGAAACACUCUGCUUUAGUCAUGUACCUCUUACAUGUCUUUGCUCUGAUUACAUGUAGUAUACAGUGCAGAACCACAAUGAGAUGCGAAAUGACUGAUCAGCUCAAACCCUCUUCCCUUGCAUUCUUUCUGCUUGCUUUCCUCUCUUAUACACAAAAGCUUCCGUGUUGUAUUUCUGUAUGAUAAAUGUAAUCCUCUCAUAUAAAAAUGACUAAUGUGAUAUGACAUUAGCAUGAAAGAUGCAUGUUGCGUUGUAAUCAGAAUGCCCUCAAUGUAAUAUUGUAGUAUCCAAUUUCUUUGCUCUAUGUUUUGAUAUAUUUCAUCUUGACUCUUUACAAAUUCUGGAUGUUGGUUGUAAUAUUUCAGACAGAAAAAAACCUAUGACUGUAAAUGAUGACAAAUCGUAUUGUUACUAAAAGGCAGGUGAGGUUGUAGGGUGAAGCCAAAGGAUGUGACUAAGGUUUCAUGUGAUGUCACCGAUGAUGGCUGUGGAAAUGUGGAAAAAGGCAGGACAGUGGAAUGGAAUAAGUCUUGCCUCACAGAAGGGCCUUUUCUAUUCAACAUCCAGCUCACUAAAUAGCAUACAAGCACAAUGGACAAAAUCGCUGUCAAGGACCAUAGAAAGUCAUACUUAGCAGUGUUAACUCUCUGAAGUGUUAGACAGCAAAGGUCAUGCAUCAUAUACGGGAGUAAACAUAGAGUUGCUCAGAGAUUGUGAAGUGUAUUGACUGCUGAGGCAAGUGAAGUCACAUUUUAAUUAUUAAUUAUUGUUGCAUAUACUGA